AUGUGUGCGUACCUUGUUGGCCGCACCUUCGACGUGUACCUGGCCCUCCGCUCUUGCCCGGAUUAUACCUCCACCAGUCUCCCCGCUUCUGCCCUCAACUCCCUGCCCGGGCCGUUCCCACCAGACGGGCCCGAGCCAACCUGUGGCCAGGUGGGUCACCGGCAGCUCUCCUGGGGCCGUCGGAGGAAAUCUGGCCAGAGUUCUCGCUCUUGCCGUGUCUGCUCAAACCGGCUGGGUCCGCUAGGGAAGUGCAGCCUCAGUAUGUGCCGCCAGUGUUACCGUCGGCAUGCCGAGGAUACAGGCUGCCUCAGGUUGGAUUAA
Messenger RNA from Prionailurus viverrinus (fishing cat), 321 nucleotides. RefSeq names its product 40S ribosomal protein S29-like. The record is from RefSeq and is a predicted model, not a curated record. Bases 1 to 321 code for a protein of 106 amino acids. Gene Ontology annotation, cellular component: cytosolic small ribosomal subunit; ribosome. Gene Ontology annotation, molecular function: zinc ion binding; structural constituent of ribosome. The transcript is spliced from 3 exons. Gene Ontology annotation, biological process: translation. Lineage: Eukaryota; Metazoa; Chordata; Mammalia; Carnivora; Felidae.